GGUGGCUUUAAAUCGUACGGAGCUAUGAAAUACUCGAAAUUACGACUGUGGCACUGCCAACUACCAAAAGCGAGUAGAAAAUGAUUCGUCUUCGUCAGCGUCUUUGAUUUCUAGUCUUCGCCUCCAAGUCUUCUGCACUCUGUUUAAAUCUACCUGAUCUCUCUCUCUCUCAGAGGAUGGUUUAGUUUACAGUCCAUUUGAUGAUGAUCGGUGGUUGCAUCUCGAGCUCCAACCUUACUCAUCAGGUGUGGUUUCUCUGAGAUGUUGUGAGGAAGAAAAAAAUGGGAAUUCUUCAGAGCAGCUGCAGAGCCAAAGAAGAAGAAGAUGAAAUCCCAAUUUAUCCAGAUUUCCAGAAUCAUUAUAUAUCUUGGUCGCCUAAACUAUUAAAACUGAGCAUUUUGAUCUACAAAGCUUUAAAAGGCAUCUUGCGGAAAAUUGGUUCCAUCUUCUCUGAUGCAGAGCCAUUACUCCCGGUUCCAAAUCCGGCAUCACGCGGCAUAAGCACUGAACCCUUACUGCUUCAAACUCCUCCUCCCAUUUCUGAUGAUGAAGAUUUGGAGUGUGACGAAGAAAACUACUUGUUAGGCUCAGCAGAAGAAGAAACAGUGGUAGUGGAGAUAAAGACUAGUUUCAUUCAAGAGAGGUGGAUUAAGCACUACAGCAGCGGGCAUCGAAUACUGUUGGUGGGAGAGGGGAAUUUCUCCUUCUCUGCUUGUCUCGCGCUGGCGUUUCAUAGCGCUCCCAACAUCAUUGCCACAUCUCUAGAUUCCCGAGCAUUUCUAGAGAAGCAUUAUGACAAGGCUUUAAGCAACAUUGAGGAACUAAGGAGCAGGGGAAGCAAGGUGAUGCAUAAGAUCAAUGCCACUACAAUGGCCAAUCAUCAACUGCUCGCACACCUUAAAUUUGAUCGCAUCAUUUUCAACUUUCCCUACGUUGGAUUGAAAGGUUUCAAGAAUUUGCCGCGCCAAUCUCAACUUGCAUGUCAGCAGAAACUUGUGAGGCAGUUUCUGGAGAAUGCGAGAGAGAUGAUAAAGGAAAAUGGGGAGAUUCACAUAACACACAAGACCAACGGUUUCCACGGCGAAUGGAGGGUGGUGUCACUUGGUCGCGGCUGCGGACUCAGGUUGAUGGAGGCCACCAAAUUCAAUUAUCUCGAUUAUCCAGGCUACAACACCAAGUGUGGAUUUGGGGGUAAUGGAGACUUCAAUUGCAACCCCAGUAAAACCUACAAAUUCCAACGUUAAUUAUGUAUAUGCACGUUGCCUCUAUAUAUGUAUAUGUUUUUCGGAAAUUAUGAAAUGGUGUGAUAAAAGUUA
Molecule: messenger RNA, 1316 nt
Organism: Salvia miltiorrhiza (redroot sage)
Lineage: Eukaryota; Viridiplantae; Streptophyta; Magnoliopsida; Lamiales; Lamiaceae
Exons: 4
Coding region: 282-1244 (320 amino acids)
Biological process (GO): rRNA base methylation
Cellular component (GO): cytoplasm
Molecular function (GO): rRNA (uridine-N3-)-methyltransferase activity
Source: RefSeq, a predicted model, not a curated record